UUUGUCGCUGGUGGACGCGGUUCGGUGGGCCUUCUGCUUAUUUAUUUGAAUUCGUCUUCAUUUUAUUCAAUUCGAGUUGAGUGUUGGUGAUAUUUAACCGCCCAAAGUGUCAAUAAAAAUCAUAGCGAUUGACAAAUUUCCAGGAUACGGAUACAAUGCGCUAUUUAUAAUUGCUGUCUUGGAGGAAGACCACGGAAUGGAGUCCAGCAGCAGUAGCGGUGCCGUCGUGGAGAUGGAGUCCUCCAGUUCCGGUGAUCACGGCCAGCCCACCCAGAUCACCUCCAUCGAUGGCUUCUUCAAUCGGAAACGAGGUCGUCCGCCAAAGAAUCGCUUUGUGGAGGUCUACAAGAGCGCCCAGCACUCGCCGCAGGCCAUCUUCACCAGUUUCAAACUGGAGAGGAGUGAUCACCACUCGGUUCAGGGGACACCUGUUCCCAGUGGCUCCCAUGUGGAUAAUGCCGAGGAUCGCUUGUCUCUGGCGGAUCACGACGGAUCAGCCACUGAUCUCAGAGCUAGUCGGAACCGGAAGCGGGGUCGUGUGUGGGCCCCAUCAUCAAUUCCCCCAUCGAUCCCAUCAUCGGAGCAGUCGAGCAAGAGGAGUUGCAUCCAUGUGCCCCACUUGGCAGCGAGGAGUGAGACCCAGUCUCGGAGUAGCCGCAAUGAGUCUUUAGCCCAGCCCUCUUUACAGCCUUUAGAACCUACAGAAACAGGAACAUCGAAGAAUCUAUCGAGCAGAGCUCUGGAUAAAGUUUCAGUUGUUCGUGCGGCGGGAACUUUUUAUCCGGAGAAUGCGAGUUCAGCUUCGCAUCGGGAAGCGCCAGAGGCAGCUGGCUCGAGGUUCCUCAGUCGCCAGGAGUCGGCGGACUUGGAGGUGGACCAGCCGGAGGAUCUGAGCAUGCGUCCAUCCCUUCCAGAGGCAACUGCCACUGCGUCGGAAGUGGCACCAGCUUUAAAUAUGAAUCUGCUGCAGUUCAAGCAACUGAUCGAUUUGUACCAGCGACAGGUGUUAUUGCCCAGUUUCCUGGCCGCCGCCACUCAACCUAUGGCUUUACCAGGAUCAGGAUCGGGAUCGGGAACAGGAUCCAUAUCCGGACCACUACUCGAUAUGCGAAUUUUGCUGGAGAAUGCCGCCCAUCAAAAGUUGCUACUCCUCAAUGCAGCUGCAAAUGCAACGGCAUCAGUUGUGGCAACUUCUACAGUGGACUCUGGACAGCGGAAUACGGUGAAGAGGAUCCGGGAUCACGACAUUCCCACUGGCUACCUGAAGUUCCGCUUCAACGAGGAUUGCGGCUUCGAAAGGUGCGGCUAUCGGAACCAUCAGUCGCACUUCCAUUGCAACCGGCGAGAUUGCCACUACAGUUUCUGCGACAAAACGCGGUUCGUGCAACAUACGGCUCGCCACGAACGGAUGGACACGCUGAUGGGCGACGACUUCCACCAGUUCCGGGCCAACAUGCAGUGCGGGGUCGCCAACUGCUCGUACUCCGCUUCAGGAGGAGGAGCCACGGAGUCCACCCACCUAAAUAGGAACGAUGCAACAGAGACGGGCUUAAGUGGGGCAGCCUCCAGGAAGACGUCCCACUUCCACUGCCGCAAGUGCGACUACGUGUGCACGGACUCCAACAAGGUGGUGGCCCACCGGCGAUUGCACCUCCGCCAGGAUUACGUCCGGAGUGCCGGAUUCCGCAAGGUGGGCGGAAACGAGCCGUGCGAUUCACCAGGUUGCUCAUACGCCCUGCGGCACACCCACUACCACUGCGUCACCUGCGACGGAGGAGUCCUUUCGCGGGCCCAACUCGCGGCCCACAAACACCGGACACUGCUUCCCAAACAGGAUGCGGAUACCACUCCCACUCCCUAGCGAAAACUAUAACAAAUACCCAGACACAAGAAAGUCCGUCAUAUAAAA
Messenger RNA from Drosophila rhopaloa, 1909 nucleotides. RefSeq lists its product as uncharacterized. The record is from RefSeq and is a predicted model, not a curated record. Gene Ontology annotation, biological process: regulation of neuron differentiation; positive regulation of transcription by RNA polymerase II. Bases 197 to 1861 code for a protein of 554 amino acids. Gene Ontology annotation, cellular component: nucleus. The transcript is spliced from 6 exons. NCBI's taxonomy places the organism in Eukaryota, Metazoa, Arthropoda, Insecta, Diptera, Drosophilidae. Gene Ontology annotation, molecular function: RNA polymerase II transcription regulatory region sequence-specific DNA binding; DNA-binding transcription factor activity, RNA polymerase II-specific.